This is a messenger RNA of Cololabis saira (Pacific saury), 2682 nucleotides long. It is a transcript of the gene apeh2, whose product is annotated as S9 family peptidase. Bases 318 to 2423 code for a protein of 701 amino acids. The record is from RefSeq and is a predicted model, not a curated record. Gene Ontology annotation, molecular function: serine-type endopeptidase activity. Lineage: Eukaryota; Metazoa; Chordata; Actinopteri; Beloniformes; Belonidae. The transcript is spliced from 21 exons. Gene Ontology annotation, biological process: proteolysis.
GACGGUGAAACAUGACGAAGAAGACGCCAACAUGGAGGCGCUGAUACAGUAAAAUCACAACAGUGAAGUGAAUUAAACUCACUGAGGUGAACAAACCCACAGUUCGGAGAGAAAACGCGUUAACCUCCGUGUGCAUGAUGCAUGAAUGUGAGCUCGUCUGUGCUGGCAGGCUGGACCCUCGACCGGCCUGUUUAUAGUGUGUGUGUGUGUGUGUGUGUGUGUGUGUGUGUGUGUGUGUGUGUGUGUGUGUGUGUGUGUGUGUGUGUGUGUGUGUGUGUGUGUGUGUGUGUGUGUGUGUGUGUGUGUGGCAGAGCUACAUGGAGGACGGGCAGAUCAUCGGGGUGUGUGCGGAGGCCAGCAGUCUCCCCACUGCUGUAGCAGCUCAUGUGAGGGAGGAGCAGCUGCCCGAGGUUAGAGUCUACUCUGUAACAGUAGAGUGGACUCAAAGCGACCUGGUCCGGGGCUCCAGGCUUCGCUCCCUGCAGCGAUGGACCCUGAUCGCUGACAGCAACAACCACAAAGGCAUCAGGACCGUGCUGCCGCCGGGACCCUGCACACCCGUGUCCGGAGAGAUAGUGAGUGGAUUCUCUCCCAUCGGAGGCCGGAGGGCUGUUAUCAGAGCAAUAGAGGGCCACCAGCUGUUAGAGAUCUGGGACUCUCACGGCCUCAGAAAAUCCCUGAACCUGACCGUCCUAAACUUACACGGCCGAGUGUACGAUGACGGCCAGUUUGGCUGCCUGUCGUGGUCGGAGUGUGAGAACAAGCUCCUGUACGUGGCGGAGAAGAACAGGGACUCUGCAGAAACACAAGAUGGGCAAUGUGUCUGGAAAAAGGACAGGCACGUGUACCGCGAGGACUGGGGGGAGGGUCUGACCAGCAGGAGCGUCCCCGUCCUCUGUGCGGUGGACCUGAGUAGCGGCGCAGUCACCGUGUUGGAGGGAGUCCCGGCGGACGUCUCACCCGGACAGGCUCUGUGGGCUCCCGGCAGUCAGUCGGUGAUUUUCGUCGGCUGGUACCACGAACCCUUCAGACUCGGACUGAAGUUCUGCUCCAACCGCAGGUCAGCUCUGUUCAAACUGGACAUGGAUGGACACUGUGAAAGCCUGUCGGGGGACGACCUGUCGGUGUCGUGUGCCAGGUUGAGUCCAGACGGAUCCACCCUGAUCUUCCUGCAGGGUCGAGUGUUCGGCCCUCAUCACCAGUGCCUCAGUCUGCAGCAGCUGGACCUGAGGAGUGGGAAGACGUCCACGCUGUUGGACGUUGUGAGCAGACCUCAGCCUGGGGAGUUUGCAGGAGUGUACGAAGCGCUGGCGUCCAGCUGCUGGUCUGCAGACGGUCAGAGAGUGGUGUUGAGCAGCGCCUGCAGGAACUGGAGGGAUCUGUUUAUGGUCGACAGAAGAUCAAAGAAAGUCACCUCCCUCUCUGAUAAUCUGACUGAUCCCACGUGUGUUUACGGCAGCUGGAAGCUGCUGACGGUCCAGGGAGACCUGAUGGUGGUCUGCUGCUCCGGUCCCAGCACGCCUCCCACUCUGAGGGUGGGAUUCCUCCCGAUGUCAGGGGAGGCCGUUUCCUGGCGGACGUUACAGCAUCCCAUCACGACCUUUGACUUCCAGUGGUCGGUUCUAGAUGUCACACCUUCACCAGAAGAGGAAAACGCACACUAUUCCGGUUUAGACUUCAGCGCCAUCUUGGUCAAGCCACCUCGCCCUCUUCGUGAGACCAGAACGCCUCUGGUGGUCUUCAUCCACGGCGGCCCCCACUCCCAGACUCCUGCGGCGUGGAACUGCUCCACCGCUGGCUUGGUGAAAAUGGGAUUCGCUGUGCUCAUGGUGAACUACCGCGGAUCCACUGGAUUUGGCCAGGACAGCAUUUUGUCCCUGAUCGGUCAGAUCGGGAGUCAAGAUGUAAAAGACGUGCAGCGGGCUGUGCUCACCGCGCUCCAGAGGGAUGCAACUCUUGACCGCAACCGCUUGGCCGUGAUCGGUGGUUCUCACGGCGGCUUCCUCGCCUGCCAUCUGCUCGGCCAGUACCCAGACUUCUACAGGGCCUGCGCCAUCAGGAACCCCGUCAUCAAUGCCGCCACGCUGCUGGGAACCAGCGACGUGGUGGACUGGCGUUACACCAGUGUGGGACUUCCGUUCUCCUACGACAACAUACCCACGCCUGAAGCCCUGGCUGCCAUGCUGCAGAGAUCGCCCAUCACACACGCCGCACAGAUCAAGGCUCCGGUGCUGCUGAUGCUCGGCGCCAGAGACAGGCGAGUGUCUCCUCACCAGGGUCUGGAGCUUUACAAAGUGCUGAAGAGUAGAGGGUCACCUGUCAGAUUGUUGUGGUUUCCAGAAGACGGUCACUCCCUGUCCAGGGUGGACACGCUGGCCGACUGCUUCCUCAACACGGUGCUUUGGCUGCAGCAACAUCUCUGACUCCCUGCAGACGCAGCAGCUGGAUGGAAAUGCUUUCUGACCGCUGAACACUGUCCGUUGAUACGUUAGUUUGAGACUUUUCUACACAACACUGCCUUUCUUAUGAUAAAAAGCUCAAUUGAUAAAAGUGAAUCAUCAUUUUGUAAAUUAAAAAAAGAAAAAAUGCAAGCACUUAAUAAAUUCCAACCAGUCAAAGUAGAUGUUUUGUCAAGUUUUCUGAAAUAAGAAAUGCUCCAAAUCAUAUUAAACUGUCCAAUUU